GUCGCCAUGGAGGGAAUAUGGAGAGCGGUGACGGGCCAAGACCCAAGCCCCGAUGACUACAGCGGCGUCGAGUUCUGGUCGGAGCCGGAUCGUGCCGGGUGGCUGACCAAGCAAGGCGAAUACAUCAAGACCUGGCGGCGGCGCUGGUUCGUUCUGAAACAAGGGAAGCUCCUCUGGUUCAAGGACUCCAGCGUCACACGCGCCUCCACGCCCCGCGGCGUCAUCAACAUGGCGACCUGCCAGACUGUCAAGGGCGCCGAGGACGUCGUCCAUAAGCCCUGCGCUUUCGAGCUCUCCUGCGCCUCCCAAGAAGCCAUGUACUUCGUCGCCGACACGGACAAGGAGAAGGAGGAUUGGAUCAACUCCAUUGGGAAAUCGAUCGUCCAGAACUCCCUCGCGCUCGCCGAUUCCGAGGUCGUCGAUUACGAUCACGUUCGACGUUGAUUUAUUGUUCCCAAUCCUAUGUUUUUGGUUUGUGAAUUUUGAGGUAAUUGAGUGCCAUGGUGUAUAAAUUUGUUAUUAGAAAAAAAUUAGGUUUAAUAUUGGGGGGAAUGUUGUUAUCCUUACCAAUUUGCUGUAUUUAAUCGCUGUACUUUCUUUUGACCUGUUUUGUGCAAUUUUAAGCAAUUUGGAUUUCACGAACAAUUUUAUUGGAAUUUGGAUUUUGCUCUGCGAA
Molecule: messenger RNA, 676 nt
Organism: Morus notabilis
Lineage: Eukaryota; Viridiplantae; Streptophyta; Magnoliopsida; Rosales; Moraceae
Product: pleckstrin homology domain-containing protein 1
Exons: 1
Coding region: 7-444 (145 amino acids)
Source: RefSeq, a predicted model, not a curated record